AAUGUUUCCAAUGCUGGAAGAAUUACAGGUGACAUUGGAAACAAUUCAAUGUCGUUGGUGGCCUCAUAAAAUAGACCAAUGGGCUUUAUCACUGUCAAAGUUAUCAAAAUUGAAAGUUUUUAGAUGGAAUUGUAUUCCAUAUCUUUCACCUGACACAUACCAACUCAAAAUAGCCAUGAGAUCUCAAGCUGUUGUCCUCGCCAAUGCGCUUCAAUCACUAGAAAUCAUAGGAUUUGUAGAUCGUGAAGAAUUUUUAAAUAUUCAAAGGAACAAUGGUCAAUUAGUUUCAAUAAGAUGGACCUCAACAUCUCAAUCACCUGAAAACUUUCCGGUUUCAGAUCGUGAUUUAGGAUUAAUCAAAGACGGUAAUCAUCCUCGUUCUUCAUCAGAUAGACCUUCUGAUCCAUUCUUAGCUCCUCCUGGAUUUUUACCUCAAAAUCUAAAUUUCACUGCUCGUUGUCUUUCUCCUUCUGGUUCAGUGACUAAAGAGAAUAUCUUUGAAUCGAGUUCUGAAUUUUGAAAGACAGAAUAUAUACGUUUUUAAAAUCAUAUCACUCCUUUCACAUAAAAUAAAUACAUGGUUUUUAUUUUGAUUCUUUG
Melampsora larici-populina 98AG31 is the source of this 600-nucleotide messenger RNA. RefSeq lists its product as uncharacterized. The record is from RefSeq and is a predicted model, not a curated record. The transcript has 2 exons. NCBI's taxonomy places the organism in Eukaryota, Fungi, Basidiomycota, Pucciniomycetes, Pucciniales, Melampsoraceae. The annotation marks the transcript as partial.